This is a messenger RNA of Sebastes umbrosus (honeycomb rockfish), 4825 nucleotides long. RefSeq lists its product as uncharacterized. The transcript has 6 exons. NCBI's taxonomy places the organism in Eukaryota, Metazoa, Chordata, Actinopteri, Perciformes, Sebastidae. The record is from RefSeq and is a predicted model, not a curated record. Gene Ontology annotation, biological process: cell migration; cell-cell adhesion. The coding region runs from base 549 to 4670 and encodes 1373 amino acids. Gene Ontology annotation, molecular function: beta-catenin binding; actin filament binding. Gene Ontology annotation, cellular component: catenin complex; adherens junction.
GCUUUUGAAAUUUUCUUCUAGGCUUUAAUGAAAAAAAGCAUUAUAGCCAACACAGAUCAGAAACUAUUUACAUUACAGAAGCCAAAUAAAAUGCACAAAAAUGGAAUAACAACUAUACUAUAUAUAUCCAUGGAUUGCUCAGUAUGUCAAGAAAGGCAUCACUCUUUAUACUUGGUGAGGUCACAGUGUGUGUUUGGUCAGGUGACCCCAGUUGCUAUGAAACACUGAAGCUCCUCUGUGGAACACAAUGAAUUAUUAAUACAGCCACCACAGUGAAUAUACAGCUCGCUUUCUUUUGACCGGAGAAUCCCACUGCUCACUAUGUCCUCUCUAUUUGAUCAUGGGUUGAUCAGGACGGCGGCGGUGGAGCAGGUGGUCGCCCCAAUCGCAGGUCACCUGUGCCACUUGGUGCUGCUGUGUGACGGAGCAGAAGAACCAGAGCAGUUCAUCCAGUUGGAGGCAGCAGCUCAGACUGUGGCUAGAGCUACUGACAACAUGGCAACAGUGGCCUCCAGGUGCGUAUAGUGUGGAGUUCACUGAGCUAAAGAAUGUAUUAUCACAUUAACACCAGUCUCUCUUUAACUUCCAGGCUAAUUGGUGACACAGAGGAUGAAGUUUUGCACAUGGAGAUGUCGUCCCUGUUGGAGUCGGUCACUGUGUCUGGACAACAUGUGCUGCUGGCAGCCCAGAAACUCAGCAUCCAGCCCAGUUUGACUGAGCACAGAGAGGAGCUCAUCACUGCUACACAGAACGUCUUCCUGGGAGUAGUCAAAGUUCUGCUAGUGGACGACGACGCUGCUGUCAGGAGGGUUGUAUCUGCCGCUGAUGGAGUCCUGGAGCGCCUCUCUGAGCUCGGCGCCGCCUCAGACAUCAAGUCUCUACUCAAAUCUUUCCAGGUGUUUUCAGAGGCUCUGCUUCUCCUCAACAGUCUGACGGCGGAGAGAGCGAACGCCUUACAGGACCCCAGACAAACCAAACAGCUCCUCGAUUCCCUGGAGACCCUGAGGAGGUGCAUCUCGAUGCUGCACACGGCCACGUGCACGACCAUCAAACACCCUACGAGUGAGCAGGCGCAGGCGGCCAAGAGAUACAUCCUGGAUAAGGUGCAGAGCACAGUGAGCGACAUUGUUAUGACCCUGAAAAGUGAACGCCACGUUGGAUCACUGGGUGCUUGUGGGUAUUACACAGGGAGGAGGAACAGUCUGUUGCAGCUACUCGCUAGUUCCUCCUCUAUCGGAGGCAGCGGCUUUGACAGCGUGGUGAGAGAUCUUGUGUUUCACUGUAUGGUGGUGGCAAACUCUUCUCGUAGAGAGCUUCAACAACAAGUGGUGUGUCAUUGUCGUCACAUCCUGCAGUUCUGGUCAGAUAUAAGAAGGAUUUUAAAGACCUCAGAGGAUCAGAGCAUUGAGAAGAUGUGCACGUUGUUGGCGCAGCAAAUACAAAUGCUCGACGAAACCUUGAUGAGCGCCGUUCUUUAUCAAGUCUUGGACACAUUUCUUACGGCGUCUUCUACAGUCGAGGAGCUUUUCAGUGUGACGAGACAGAUCCUGGUUGCACAUUCUUCCACAGAGAUGGAUCUGAGCUCUAUUCAGCCGCUAGUUGAGGACUUCAUAUCUUCCACGGACGAAAUAAUCCAAGUGGCGAAUUUUACCUCAGCCGUUGCCGUUGACGCGAAAAGUUUGGAGAACGUGGAGAACUCGCGAGUGUGCCUCGCGAGACUCAGGGCUCGGAUCGCGCCUCUGUCGCUGGAGCUGGCGGAUAAUUCGAUGCAAACUGUUCAAAAGCUUCACGAGGUGUGUCAACAGUGGGAGGAGGAGACCGGUCAGCUUCAGGAUGCUCUCAGCGAUGUGAUGGACGUGAGGGAGUUCACCAGUAUCGCUAUUGACGAGGUGGUCGACGAUCGGCGCGGGUGUGACGCGGCGUACAGAGAGCAAAGCUAUAAACUGUUUAAUGAACACGCGGCGAACCUUAUUUGUCACAUGAAGCUGGCGGUUCACUCGGUGAGGAGGCACUUGGAUAGAAGCGAUGACCCCAUCUACAGGAACGGCCUCCUGGUGCUGCUGAAACAGGUUCAAUCGUCUCGAACCAAAGUGGGCGAGUCGGUCAGAGACAUGCUUUUAGGUUCCAGUCUUAAUGUGGAGGUUUAUUCUGCUUUUUCGGAUGAUGUCGCCAUGGCUAUUCAGCAUCUUAAAGUGCUCAGAAAGGGACUUGACGGCCAGCAGCAUCCACAUCUCCUGAGCCCGCUGCGAGAGGGGGCGCGUCAGCCUGAAAUUAUGUCACGUGUGCCAGUCAAAGACACCUGUGAGCUGAUGAUAAGAGGCUCUCCUGUUUUGGAGGUUAUGGAGAGGGAUUCACAAACUGAACAUGAGGAGGAGCGCUCAGAUGAGGAAACCAUAGAAGCAGAACCGACUCAUAAAUAUGACACGGGUGAUUUAUACAUCCCAGCUGUCUCCGCUGAGCCCAAACUGAUCCACAAGCCUCUCGAAUUUGACCUUUUGCCCCUCUUGUAUGAAGUUGUGACUGUGACUAAAGGCAAAGAUGUCACAGCGCUCAACCGGGCCUGCACUGGCGUUCUCGAGCUGUCGAACUGUUACGCCCAAGCCGCGAAGGAAGCCCUGGCCGUCGUCGACGCGGUCGAUUGUCAGACGUUGGAGAGUUUCAGAGCGGAGCUGGUGUCGCUGACGCCGCUGCUCGUCCAGACCGCUCAAGAGACGGCGAUGAGCUCGGCGAUGAGCACGGAGAGCGUCUACAAACACAGCACGCAGUUCACCGACCUUAUUAACAAUACCCGAAAGGUUUUACUGCCAGUAGCCGGGAGUUGGUAUCAUUCUGUUUACGCCGAGCUGCGAGGAACAACGGCAGCCGCUGUUACGCAGCGACUAAACGAAGUGAUGACUUUAUGUGCUGACGUGGUCCAGCUCUUGACGUCAUCUGAUUUAACCUCGCAAAGCGACGGUCAAGAAACAUUCGGUGUUUUACACAACAAGCUGAACAAAGCCCAGAACAACACCAGGUAUCUGGUAGAGUUUUCCACCUCCCUGCAAGGACAGGUGGAUCAACUAGAGGGACUCUGCAUCCUCUGGGGCCUGUCUAUUCAGGUUUUGCUGAAUUCUCUUGAUAAGAUGUUGGGAACGUCAGCUGCUGUGAACCAGCUGAACCCUCAGAAACAACUAUCGACGUUGUCGGAGAACUCGCUUCGAAUCCAAGAGGCGACGAGGCUGACCAGCCUAAACUGUAGGAGUGCUUAUAAAUCCAAACAGCUAACAGGACACCAGGAUGAACUAAGAACCCUGACUGAUGCUUAUCUCAGAGCUGCCGAAGAGCUCGACUUAACGCCGAGCGUCAUGCAACUUGCAAAAUCUGAAUUCUUUCAGAGACAUCUUUUGAUUAAAAUCAGAGUGCUUUGUGGUCAUUUAAGCAAAGCGAAUAAGGAUUAUGACGCAGCACUUCGAAACAUUGUCAGCGUUGCUCAUUUCGCUGCCAAACACUUUAGGGAGAACGCAGAAGACGCGGAGCAAAAAUUUGACGACGCAGCUCAAACGCUUUUUGAAAAUGUAAAACAUGGGACCGAAAGAGUCGAGGCCUGCUUGAACUACGUCCGCGACCCGCGUGCCCGCUCUAACCUGAGAUCCAUCAACGACCGGCUGUCUUUUCAGAUCUCUGAUAUAAUCAGCAGGGCGAGGCUCAUGGUGGAGACUCGCUACAUCUGUGACACGCUCAGUCUGGAGGUACACAUUCAGUGCUGGGCGGCCAAAGCUCACUAUGUGGUGGAGGAGGUCAGGAAGCAGGACGGGAUUCACCAAGAGGCUAAAGAGAACAUCAGGGCCGGUCUACAGGGAAGAGCACCUGAGGAUGUUAAAGACGUGUUGGCUACAGUCCCAUUUAAAGUCAAAGAAGUGGAGUUUCCCUCUGACAUGACACCCUGGCAGAAAGGCAACACAGAGAGUGUAGAUGCUGCACAACCAAAUAUGAACAUGGCAGCCAAAUAUGGACCUGGAAACAUGGAAAAAUAUGACGGUGUGUUUGGCGCAUACAAAGAGGCUCCUUCGCUGACCUACACGUCCCUUUUUCUAAAGCAAGAAAGCGACAGCUGGGAUCCUAAAGACAACAGAAUUGUCCAGGUGACCAGGAAGAUGGCCGACACAUUGUGCUACAUGACUCAGUACCUGAGGAAGAAAGGCCCAAUACCGAAUAAAGAGGCUUUUGUCACUGCUGCCAAAGAUGUGAUCUCAAACUGCCAGUCGGUGACUCAGUUCAUCAGAGUCAUCGCCAACCACUGCCUGGAUAAACAGUGUACGGUUGAACUCUCCCUCAUAGUCGAGCAGAUUCUCACCAUCACCAACCAGCUCAACAUCAUCUCCAGUGUCAACGCUGUAACACCUGGGUGCAAAUCGUCUGAUGAGAUCCUGGUGAAGAACGCACAAAAUCUACUCCAGACGGUCCUGCGUGGGGUCCAUGCUGCAGAGACAGCCUGCAUCACAGGUUUGAAGCAGCCGGAGCCAAACUCAGACGGUGCGGAGGCUACGGCCUUGUGCUUCCAGUGGAGGAGGAAACUGGAGAUCCAUCGAGCCCAGCAGACCUCCAACCCAGAGACUGAUGAGCUGGGUUUGAGGAAGACCUCAUCCCACCCAGUAGCACCCAGUCUUGCCCCGCCAGUUGGCUACAAGUGACCAGUACCCCAUCAAAACACAAGUUGUUUCUCAAGAAGCCUAAGAAGAUAUGAAUCAUUACCAGUUAGACUUUCUGUAUAUACACUGUAAAAAAUGUUUUGUCUGUAUUUCAAAAUGACAGAAUUUUUUUUUUAAAUUACAUGUUUCAUUUGUGA